This is a messenger RNA of Porites evermanni, 1053 nucleotides long. The record is from the annotation of a GenBank genome assembly. NCBI's taxonomy places the organism in Eukaryota, Metazoa, Cnidaria, Anthozoa, Scleractinia, Poritidae.
AUGGCAAUAGACUCCUCCGCACAAGCUAUACAUGUUGCCCUUAUUACAAUAUCAAGUUUGGCAUUCUUUGGAAACUCAUUAGUUUGUGUCCUCUUCUCAAAAAAUAAAAUUCUGCUGAAGAAAUCUUACAACGUGUUUCUUCUAAUCCUCGCUAUCACAGAUUUCCUCACCGCCUUCGCUGUUCUUGUGUCUUCAGUGGUAUUUUUAACUGGCUUAUUUCCCGGAGUCAACAAUGCGAUAGCGAGCGAGAUUUUUUGCCGCGCGUUUUGGUCAGGCUGGAUUUUAUUUACAUUAAGCGACGCUUCAAUGUACAUUUGUUUGGUGCUAACUUACAAACGUUGGUGUGCUGUCGUAAAACCUUUAAGCUACCAGACUAACUUUGAGAAGCGGCGCUUGGUUGGUACGUAUGUGGCUAUCUUGUUCAUCGCGCUUUUCUCGACAUUACCGCGACUUUUCGAAGUCAGCUACGACGAACAACACCUGGAGAGCCUUUGCUGUACUUGGAAAGCAAUUUCUGGAACUAAAAGACAGUACAUGGCUCUUAUACAAUUUGCGCUGAACAUUGCGUUCCCUUUAGGGGUCAUGACAGGCAUUUAUUGCCAUAUUCUCUACAAAACAAGACUGGGCAAAAACCGGGUGUUACCUAGCGACCGAGCUUUGCGCAACCGGCAAGGGAGAACUCGGAUGGUGAGGAUUGCAUUACUCUUCAUGCUGUCAUGUUGGAUGCCAUAUCAAGUGCUGUACGUCCUGUCCAUGCUCGGUGUCACGCAACUCAGCUCUAUCACUUAUCAUUGGACCACUGCUUUGGUAUUCGUAAGCUCGUGCGUUAACCCCUUUAUAUAUGGAGUCACAAAUCAUACCUAUCGCCGAGGAUACUUUGAAAUUGCGUUAGGUUGCUGCCCAGUCAAAGUGCAUGGUUUUUUGUCUCGUCAUUUGUCAAUGUCACAGUCACACCAGGCGGAAAUAUUAGUGCGUUCAAUACACGGUAGACUGAGACCCCUAUCAGCUCCUCAGACUUUGCGACAAUCAGUGAUGUUAGAACUCAAUCCCUAA